AUGGACAGAGCAGUACUUUUUCAGCUCCUUCGGAUUUUUCAUGUUGUUUUUGCUAUGCUAGUUAUUUGUUAUUUUCAUGGAGUUUCUAGUAGUGACCCUGGGAAUGAAGAACGGAAGGUUUACAUAGUGUAUAUGGGAUCGCUUCCGAAAACUCGGCAUGAUUAUUCACCUUCAACCCACCAUCGCACUAUACUGAACCAAGAAGUUGACAGCGAAUUUGUGGAGCAAUCUUUGGUUAGAAGCUACGGAAGGAGUUUCAAUGGAUUUUCCGCAUACCACACAGACCGAGAGAAAGAAAAAAUCGCCCGGCGCGACGAUGUGGUUCGGGUUCUUCCAAGUCAUAUUCACAAGCUUCACACCACUGCAUCAUGGGACUUCAUGAGUUUCCCUCAAAGUGUCCACCGCCACCUUGAAGUCGAAAGCCAUAUCGUCAUUGGGUUCAUUGACUGGGGUAUUUGGCCGGAAUUACAAGCUUUUGAUGACCAUGGCUUUGGUCCUGUACCCAAGAAAUGGAAGGGGGCUUGCGAUGGUGGCAAGAAUUUCACUUGCAACAAGAAACUCAUUGGAGCCCGAAACUAUGUGAGUGAAGAAGACUCUACUAGAGAUUUCUAUGGUCACGGCACUCAUGUUGCCUCAACAGCAGCAGGAAACAUUGUGCAAAACGCGAGUUUUUAUAGAAUCGGAAACGGUAGUGCGAGAGGAGCCGUUCCCUCCGCGAGGAUUGCAGCUUACAAAGCCUGCAAACUUACUGCAGAACCACAUGCUGAAUGCGCAGAGGACAGGAUAUUAGCCGCUUUCGAUGAUGCUAUAGCCGAAGAUGAUGAUAUAAGAGUCAGACAUGUAUCUCUUUAAAGCAUAUGAUGGAUGCUGCUUUUCCCAGCUAAAGAAUCACCAAGUCAACAUGGGAAGGUACAAUUUCCCGAAGCUGUUGUUUGGCAAGAACUCUGGCAAUUCUCUCUUCCUUGGUUUAACUACACGGGAUCCAAACAACGGAUGAUCACGAGGGUCGAUUGUAAUUCUCUCCAGGGCAACACCAUUCGCUACAAAGUACUCAAUGAGUUUAACUUCAGGGAUACGCCCAUGGUUUCCGC
Messenger RNA from Oldenlandia corymbosa var. corymbosa, 1091 nucleotides. NCBI's taxonomy places the organism in Eukaryota, Viridiplantae, Streptophyta, Magnoliopsida, Gentianales, Rubiaceae. The record is from the annotation of a GenBank genome assembly.